This is a messenger RNA of Lasiodiplodia theobromae, 3894 nucleotides long. RefSeq names its product 5-oxoprolinase (ATP-hydrolysing). Gene Ontology annotation, biological process: glutathione metabolic process. Gene Ontology annotation, molecular function: 5-oxoprolinase (ATP-hydrolyzing) activity. The coding region runs from base 1 to 3894 and encodes 1297 amino acids. The transcript has 7 exons. Gene Ontology annotation, cellular component: cytosol. NCBI's taxonomy places the organism in Eukaryota, Fungi, Ascomycota, Dothideomycetes, Botryosphaeriales, Botryosphaeriaceae. The record is from RefSeq and is a predicted model, not a curated record.
AUGCCUUCGUUAGAAACACCAAAGAAGAUCCGCAUCUCUAUCGACCGCGGCGGCACCUUUACCGACUGCGUUGCUUCUGUGCCGGGCAGGGAAGACAUCGUGAUCAAGUUGCUCUCGGUUGACCCGGAGAACUACAAGGAUGCUCCCUCGGAAGCCAUCAGACGAGUGCUCGAGCUCGCAACGGGAAAGAGCUUUCCCAAGGGCCAGAAGAUCUCGCUGGCGGACGUCGAAUCCAUAAAGAUGGGCACAACCGUGGCCACCAACGCGCUGCUGGAGAGGAAUGGCGAGCGUACCGUGUUCUGCGUGUCUGAAGGCCUCAAGGACCUGCUACACAUCGGAAACCAGUCAAGACCCCGCCUCUUCGAUCUGGCAAUCAACAGGCCCGAAGUUCUCUACUCGGACGUCAUUGAAGUUUCGGAGAGAGUGACUCUGGAGGAUUGGACAGAACGGAGGGACAGCGCGCAGAUCGAUACCACCGGACUCAUUCAAGGCGUGACCGGGGAGUGGCUGCGGGUGUUGAAGCCUCUUGAUGUUACCAAGAUCCGGGAAGACCUGCGCGCGGCGUACGAGCAGGGCUACCGCUCCGUGGCAGUGUGCCUCAUGCACUCAUACACAUUCCCCGACCACGAAAGGGUGAUUGGCGAGAUUGCGGAAGAGAUUGGCUUCAGCCAGAUCUCGCUGUCGUCCGUGGCAGCGCCGUCGAUCAAGAUUGUCCCGAGAGGGCACGCAGCCGUUGCAGAUGCUUACCUGACGCCCGAAAUCAAGAAGUACAUAGAUGGGUUUGUGUCAGGGUUCGAAGAUCUGGAGAACUGCGAUUGCCGGUGCGAGUUCAUGCAGAGUGACGGUGGACUGGUUGAGUUCAAGAGAUUAUCAGGCUUGCGGGCAGUACUAUCAGGCCCGGCAGGUGGAGUCGUCGGUUACGCACGAACUUGCUACGACGAGACUGACAAGACUCCGUUGAUCGGCUUCGACAUGGGAGGUACGAGCACCGACGUUUCCCGAUUCGCAGGCGAGCUGGAGCAUGUGUUUGAAACCACGACUGCUGGUGUAAUCAUCUCGACUCCCCAGCUGGAUAUCAACACGGUGGCGGCCGGAGGUGGAAGCAUUCUGUCCUGGAGGAACGGCCUUUUCAACGUCGGGCCCGAGAGUGCAAGCAGUCAUCCCGGCCCAGCAUGCUACCGGAAAGGAGGACCCCUCACCAUCACUGAUGCGAACCUGGUCCUUGGAAGGAUCAACCCCGACUCCUUCCCCCACAUCUUCGGACCCAAUGCAGACGAGCCGCUCGACAUUUCAGCAAGCCGCAAGCUCUUCGACGAGAUGACGGCCAAAAUCAACAGCGAAGUAGACGUCAAGUUGACAAUGGAGGAAGUCGCCGCAGGCUUCCUCAGCGUCGCCAACGAAUCCAUGUGCCGCCCAAUCCGCAUCCUCACCGAAGCCAAAGGCCACGACAGCAGCCUGCACAACCUCGCCUCCUUCGGCGGCGCAGGCGGACAACACGCGUGCGCGCUCGCCGCCGCGCUGGGCAUCCGGCGCGUGUUGAUCCACAAGUACUCGUCCAUCCUGUCGGCGUACGGCAUGGCGCUCGCCGACGUCGUGCACGAGGAAAGGCAACCCGCCGCGCUGCAGUACAGCGCCGCGACGAUGCCUGCCAUCUCCGAGGCGCUCGAGCGGCUGGCGACGAAGGCUGAGGACGUGCUGAUCGGGCAGAGCAUCGCGCCGGCGCGGAUAGCGACGGAAAGGUAUCUGAGUCUGCGGUUUCAUGGGAGUGAUACCGCGAUUAUGGUUCAGCAGCGGGAGGGCGGGGAUACGCUGAAGGCGUUCAAGGACGCGCAUCAGCAGGAGUUUGGCUUCAUUCCUGAGGGCCGGGCUGUCAUCGUCGACGAUUUCCGCGUAAGGUCGAUCGGCAAGAGCCCGAUUGAGCUGUCGUCGUCGUCGACAACCGGCAAGGCGGUGGCGGGCAGCCAGACGGCAGCACCAGCACCAGCAGCGACGAGCCUGCGACCCGUCUACUUCGAGCAGCGCGGCUGGGUCGACACGCCCAUAUACCGUCUUUCAGACCUCGACGCCGGCAGCACCGUCGCGGGCCCCGCCCUCAUCCUCGACAACACGCAAACCAUCGUCGUCACGCCCGCCGCCACCGCCACCGCCGGCGCCGACAAAAUCACCAUCGACCUGCACUCCAGCGAGAAGUCCCGCAUCUCCAGCACACAGGCCGACCCGGUCCAGCUCUCCAUCUUCGCGCACCGCUUCAUGGGCGUGGCGGAGCAGAUGGGCCGCGCGCUGCAGCGCACCAGCGUGUCGACCAACAUCAAGGAGCGCCUCGACUUCAGCUGCACCGUCUUCUCGCCCGACGGCGGGCUCGUCGCCAACGCGCCGCACGUCCCCGCCAUGAUCGGCAGCAUGGCGUACGCCGUCAAAUGGCAGAUCGAGCGCUGGGGGAGUGACUUGGCGCCGGGGGAUGUGAUUUUGUCGAAUAGCCCCAUCGCGGGCGGCACGCAUCUGCCGGAUUUGACGGUUAUUACCCCCGUGUUUGAUAGCAGCGGCGAGAAGAUCAUCUUCUGGACGGCGUCGCGCGGACACCAUGCGGAUGUCGGCGGCGUGCUGCCGGGCUCGAUGCCGCCGAAUUCGCGGGAGCUGUGGGAGGAGGGCGCUGUGAUUGAGGCGUUCAAGGUCGUGCAGGGCGGGCAGUUCAAGGAGGAGGAGCUGACGGCGCUGCUCAUGGCGCCCGGGAAGAUUGAGGGCUCGAGCGGGACGAGGUGUUUGAAGGAUAACAUCUCGGACAUCAAGGCGCAGGUGGCGGCGAACCACCGCGGCGCGCAGCUCAUCCGCGCGCUGUACGACGACUAUGGAAGAGAUGUGGUCAACUUCUACAUGGGCGAGGUGCAGGGCGCGGCGGAGCUGGCCGUGCGCGAGCUGCUGAAGGACGUGUAUAGGAAGUUUGAGGGGAAGAGCCUCGAGGCGACGGACUAUAUGGAUGACGGGACGCCGAUUAAGCUCAAGGUCACGAUCGACGGCGAGACGGGCGACGCUGUGUUCGACUUCACCGGCACCGGGCCGGAAGCCUACGGCAACUGGAACGCCCCCAUCGCCAUCACCCACUCCGCCAUCAUCUUCUCCCUCCGCUGCUUCGUCACCCACGACAUCCCCCUCAACCAAGGCUGCAUCCGACCCAUCACCGUCGCCGUCCCCGACGCGUGCCUGCUCAAACCCGGCCCCGAAGCCGCCUGCUGCGCCGGCAACGUCCUCACCUCGCAGCGCAUCGUCGAUGUCAUCUUCCGCGCCUUCGCCGCGUGCGCCGCGUCGCAGGGCUGCAUGAACAACCUCACCUUCGGCAUCGACAACGACCCGGAGCGCGGGUUCGGCUACUACGAGACGAUUUGCGGCGGCAGUGGGGCCGGCCCCUGGGGGGAUGGGACGAGCGGCGUGCAUACGAAUAUGACGAAUACAAGGAUUACGGAUCCGGAGGUGUUGGAGAGGAGGUAUCCGGUUGUGUUGAGAAGGUUUUGUUUGAGGGGGGGGAGUGGGGGGGUGGGCGAGUAUAAUGGGGGUGAUGGGAUUGUGAGGGAUGUGGAGUUUUCGGUGCCGAUGAAGGUGUCGAUUUUGAGUGAGAGGAGGGUUGUGGCGCCGUAUGGGUUGCAUGGGGGGAGCGAGGGGGAGAGGGGCCAGAAUUUGUGGGUUAAGGCGAGUGGGCGUGUGAUUAAUCUGGGUGGUAAGAAUACUGCUAGUAUGGGGAAGGGGGACAGGAUUGUCAUUCAGACGCCUGGCGGUGGUGGAUGGGGCUCUCCUGCGGCGAGGAAGGCGAAGGUUCCGCAUGGCAAUGGAUGCGGUCGGGAGUUUGUCGGGGUCGGGAAUGGGAGUGUGGAUAUCAUUUCCAGUAUGGGACAGUCAGCGUAA